AUGGCUUAUCGAGGGAGAAAAUCAUGUGAGUUUGACAAACUCCAGAAGGAGAACUCACAGAUGAAGAGCGUCAUCGAAAACCUGAGGAAGCAAAACAUGGCUUUAAACCAACGGGAUGACCAGAACAAGUUUUCAAGUUUUGGCUAUCAGGAGAGCUACCCAAUCGCAGAGGGCCAUCGUGGCUUCAUCAGUGAUGCCAGACUUCUGCAGAUGCAGAGAGCUGAGAGAGAGGCCAUGGAAGCAAAGCAAAGAAAGAUAAGUGCUAUCCAUGAGAAUUAUGUCCGGACUGCUCUCAUCGGUGUUGACAGCACCUUCGCGCACCACUUCGUCCCCUCUAUUCAGUGUAUUCCGAGGCCGAAAGCUCCACCGAGGCCUUUGCCACGAAGGCUUGAGCCCAUAGCUCUGGCCCCACUGAAGAAUGUGGUGGGGGUGGACGGAGCCCAAUCAUUCAGCAGCAGUAGCGUGUGGCCUGUUCCCGUCCCUCCCACUGCAGCUCCUUCCAAGAGGGGCAAGAAGAAGAAGGGCAGGCGGGGAGUCAAAGCCCUGAAAGUCCAGUCGGACCAGGGCUGUGCUGACAACAACGGACCCAUUGACCUGAUGGAGGAGGUGAGAGACAUCGAGGCUCACCUGAAGGAGGAGGACUGGAAGGUGGUACAUGAGGUGAAGGCCAUGGGCAGGAGAAGUUUGGGCUCGGCCAUGUCCACGGGGGAAAUAGCCACCAGCUCUCUGGGAAGCCUGAGCUCAGUGGAUAUGAACACCCCUGCGGAGCUCCGUGACUACUUGGAUGUCGGGACCCCGGUCAAGUCGCUUGACAGCCCACCCAGGCCUGCUCCCCCUCCUACCAAGCUCAGGAGCAAACAGACUCAGCCUAUAAGGUUCCUUAGCCUGCCAAAGGCUGCCACCGGCUCAGACAAGAUGGCAGCCAGUGAGCCAAAGGGUCAAAUUAAGAACCAGGCCAGAUUGCAGCCCCUGUCCAACCCAGAGCAGGCCCUGACUAAGACCUUCAAGCUGCUCCACUCUGCCUCUGAUGACUGGGAGAAGAAGAUCGAGGGCUUGACCUUUCUCCGUGUGAUGGCUCAGAACCACAUGGACAUACUGAUGCCUAAACUCCAUGAUAUCUGCCUUGCCAUUAUAAAUGAGGUGAAGAACCUGCGCUCUGCAGUGUCCUGUGCUGCCAUGGCCACACUGGGUGACAUGUACGUCCACCUCAAGACGGCCAUGGACAGUGAGGUGGAGGGGACGGCACGCGUGCUGCUGCACAAAACCAGCGAGGCCAACGCCUUCAUCCGGCAGGGCGCCAACUUUGCCCUGGGUCACAUGUUGCAGAGCUGUACCCCUACACGUGUCAUGAAUGCCCUGCUGAUCGGUGGGCUGAGCCACCGUAACGCUACGGUGAGGAGCUGCACUGCUCAGCACCUGGAGAGACUGGCUGAGGUCAUGGGGACGGCUCGUCUCCUGUUGGGGAAGAAAGACCUCACUGACCGUUUCUUGAUUGCCGUCAGUAAACUGGCUGUGGACCCUUCACAGGAAGUCAGGCAUCAUGGUCGCAAUAUCUUGAGAAACGUGGCCACCAAUGGCGACUUUGCUAAAAUGUGGGACAAAUUCGCUCCGAGGAAAGAACGAGAAUCCUUGAGGGAGGUCAUCUCAAAGGUUAACCUCAAAGAAAGGAAUAUCUGAAUAAUCCCCAACUUGACUAUAUAUUUGUAUCUAAAUAUUUGCACAUUUCCCAACUUGACUAUUAUCCCCUCCAGUCCCCAAACUCCAAUAUUUUCGUUCAUUCUAAGAAAUGUGACACUAUCAUCCAACCCCCCAUGUAAAUGCAUCUUUAAACUGCAUUGACUCCUUGUCCAAGUCCUGAAUAAGGCAAUAUGAACCACAUUCAAAGCACUAAAUUACCUUUCCCCGAAGCUCCGAUCUGAUCUACCAGCACAAUAGUGGUCAACUGAAACCAUACUCACCAUCUCAGGGGGUGCUCAGAUCAUCAACCACUGACCUCCACACCAUCCUCAAAACCAGCAGUCCUCUUUUGGAGACAGAUUGGUCAGUGCUCCUGUAUGGCACCAACAUUGUGGAUUUUCAUCCAAUACUCUGGACUAUGAGAACAUUCUUUGGACAAUAAAAUUAGGUAAAAUGGAAGCUGGCUACAGUCUCAGUUUUAUCCUCCAAGACAGUGUGAGGAUGUGUAACAACAAUACCUGUGGUUUAACUUGAUGAUCAGGGCCAGCUUACCGAAUGGGUACGCAGGGAACCUGCCCUGUGGGCCCCGACCUCCAGGGAAUAUCAUCAUAACAUCCAAAAUGAAAAGUUUUGUGGAUGUAUAUUACAGUACGUGGACGUUUUACAAUUCGUGAGCUCGUUUCAUAGUUUGUAUCCAUGUUUUAUAUAAAUUUGUGCAUAUUUUGUAGAAAUUCCUGAGCAUUUAAACAUUUUUAGUGGG
This is a messenger RNA of Oncorhynchus gorbuscha (pink salmon), 2437 nucleotides long. Its product is annotated as TOG array regulator of axonemal microtubules protein 2-like. Gene Ontology annotation, cellular component: cytoplasmic microtubule; cilium. Gene Ontology annotation, biological process: microtubule cytoskeleton organization. The record is from RefSeq and is a predicted model, not a curated record. The transcript is spliced from 10 exons. The coding region runs from base 1 to 1677 and encodes 558 amino acids. Gene Ontology annotation, molecular function: microtubule binding. Lineage: Eukaryota; Metazoa; Chordata; Actinopteri; Salmoniformes; Salmonidae.